CAAAUACCUCAGAACAGAGCAGUCCCAGGCUGUGACAACACCUUCAGAGCAAGAGCAUUAUCAUGGAAAUUCCAGCACCACCUUACCCUGGCCCUCCUUUGGGAUCUGAGCCUGUAGUUCAACCUGCUCAACACCCUGGUCGACAAUACAAUGCACAGCAGCCAGUGACAGUUCAACGUGCUCAACAGCAUACUUACCAAUACAUUGCACAGCAGCCAGCAACAGUUCAACAUGCUCAACACUCUGGUCGCCAAUACAAUGCACAGCAGCCAGUGACAGUUCGACCUGCUCAACAGCAUACUUACCAAUACAAUGCACAGCAGCAGCCAGUGACAGUUCAACCUGUGACCCAGGUGGUGGUGGUGGACCACCACCAGCUGGGAGACGUUCCAGGACAGAUGGCUUGUACUCAUUGCCACCACAACGUUAUCACUAGAACUGAGCACAAAAACGGUCUGCUCACAUGGCUGAUCUGCGGCAUACUCGGAAUCUGCCUCAUCUGGCCUUUCUGCUUGAUCCCUUUCUGUGUGGAUUCGUGCAAAGACGUGGAACAUUACUGCCCAGUCUGUAACAGUGUCAUUCAUAAAUACAAACGCAUGUGAGCAGAACUGCUUGUAAAUCCUUCAGAUCACAUCAUCUUGAAGGCAGCACUCCUUUGUCAUAUGUGUUAUUCCUGUAUUACUGCACUGCAUAUGUGUUCAGUUGCACUACCUUAUGUAUUAGAAAAGUGGUUAUUGUUAUCUGGGCUUUAGAAAAUUGAUAUGCAAACAUAUAUUUUCUGUCAUUUAUAUAUAUAAAAGUAGUUACUCAUACAAUUUGUGCACAGUGUACAAUAAGUAUCCUGCUGGUCAAUAGAUAAAUAUAUGGGCAUAAUUAUGUGAUCUAAGAAAAAUGUAUUUCAGACAUAAAUGUUGUAUUUCAUAACAACUUAAUAGCAUCUUGUGCGUUUUUAUUGGAUGUGUGUGUAGAAAUGUCU
Molecule: messenger RNA, 976 nt
Organism: Salarias fasciatus (jewelled blenny)
Lineage: Eukaryota; Metazoa; Chordata; Actinopteri; Blenniiformes; Blenniidae
Product: lipopolysaccharide-induced tumor necrosis factor-alpha factor homolog
Exons: 8
Coding region: 63-602 (179 amino acids)
Cellular component (GO): nucleus; cytoplasmic side of late endosome membrane; cytoplasmic side of lysosomal membrane
Molecular function (GO): zinc ion binding
Source: RefSeq, a predicted model, not a curated record